Messenger RNA from Jatropha curcas, 4421 nucleotides. RefSeq lists its product as uncharacterized. The record is from RefSeq and is a predicted model, not a curated record. Gene Ontology annotation, molecular function: lipid binding. Lineage: Eukaryota; Viridiplantae; Streptophyta; Magnoliopsida; Malpighiales; Euphorbiaceae.
UGAAUUCCCUGUGUUUUGAUUCCAUCACAACUCUUAGUCCUGUCAAAUUUUAGCCAAUUUCUGUUUGUUAACUGAUCAAAAAUGGUAAAAUGACAGAAUUUAAAAUUAAUCCAAAAACACCCCUUUUUUCUAUUGUUUUCUCCGCUGUCAUCUUCUCUCCUAGAUCUAACCUAACUCAAAGUAUCAUCACACUCUAGCAAUGGAAGUUGGGAUGGAGGUUUUAAAGUUAAAAAGCUUUAGCAAGAGAAUUUUUAAUGAAAAUACAUCAGAUCUAGAUGUUGGCUGUUACUGAAGUGGAGAGAAGGUAGUGGUCUGCAAUACAUGCCUUGAAAUCAAUGCCUAGAGCACUUGAGAUUGUCGUGAACAAGCCUCCAUGCUUGGUGGACCUGAGAUUGGGAUGAUCUAUACGCGGUCGUUUAGCCAAGCCCCUACACAGCUGUAUGGUGUGCUUAAGUCGAUCCCUAUGGCUUUCUCAGAUUUGGUUGAUAUUGCUGAAAAGCUUGAAAUGGAAAGUAGGCAAUUUUUAAUUUGUGAUUGAAUAUUUCAUUGAUUUUGAAUAUUUUGUUGAUUUUUUAUUUUGGUUUUGAUUAUUUUGUUGGUUUUUUUUAUUAAAGUUGUUUAGAUGAACUUUAAUGGUAGAUUUGAUAAUGAAGAUAACGGAGGAGAUUGUUUGGUAGAAAAUGAAAAUUUGAGAGAAGGAUAAAAGUAUUUUCGUCUUUUUUAUUGACUUAUAGCUAAACUGGCUAAAAUUUGAUGGAAUGACUAAAAAUUAUAACAUAAUCAAAACACAGAGACUUAAAAAACGUAGGAACUGACUGGUUGUAUUUACGAAUGUAAUAAUAAUUUUUUCAUUUCAUUGUAAGUGUAUUUGCCCUGUACAGAGGUGGACCAUUAGAUAAACAUAUCAUAAUUUAUGGACCUAAGCGCGUAGGCGGAGGCUCCUCCGACCCACGUGCGAUUCAAAUCCAAAAAGGCGAAAACAAGAAAACACGGUUCCGUUAUCCACGUCUUCCUCAUUCUGAGGCUUCGAAUCCCAGUCAGCCUAAACAUAUCAAAACGUGAGUUUUCUGUGCCUACAUAAUAUAGAGGACAUACAUACCCCACGCUUACAAGCAAAAGCAGUACUCUCCAUCUCCUCUUUUUCUCCCUUUUCCUUUUUCCCUCCUACAAUUUCCCUCUAUCACAAAAAAUUCUUCAAUCUCCUCCACACCUUCCAUUGAUUUUAUUUAUUCCAGCUUCAGCUGGAGGAUCACUGUUUUACAGCAGAAGCAGCACAAUCCCUAGCUGAUGACUCUUCUUACGCGAAAUUUAGGUUCAUGUAUCAUCGUUUUCGAUCAAUAUGAAAACGGUUUAUUCUUCUUCUUCUUCUUCUUCUAGCUUCGAUUUAUCUCAGCUUUUUCUUCCUCAACUCUGCCCUUGUAAAAGUUUGAAUCACAAUUACCCAUCAAUUCCUUUCUCGAAAAGGAGAAGGAAAAAUCGAAAUUUGACCAGAAAUUUCUCUUUUCAUGCUUAUGUAAUUUCCAAAUAUGGCAAAAAUCUUAGUACAAAUGGUGAAUUUUCCAACUCAACUAGGCUAGGUACAAGGAACCUCGUUUUGAAACGGAUUGCUAAUGAAUUGGAGACUGAACAAGAGGAUAUUUCACAAGAAUCAUCAACAUCUUCUAUUCAAAUAGGCUCAAAUUUCACCGGUUUUCAAGAUGAUCCAAUGCUGGACAAGUUAAGGACUCAAUUAGGAGUCAUACAUCCAAUCCCAUCACCUCCAAUUAAUCGAAACAUUGUCGGGUUAUUUGUCUUUUUCUUCUUUGUUGGAGUAGCUUUCGAUAAGCUAUGGACAUCGAGGAAGACGGCCAAAACGGCAGGCGGUGCUGGGCAGCGGGGGCCGUGGCCGCAAGUUCCCACAAGUUUUUCAUUGUUUUUGGAGAAGGAUUUGCAGAGGAAAGAGUCGGUAGAGUGGGUCAAUAUGGUCUUGGGGAAACUGUGGAAGGUUUAUAGACCUGGGAUUGAGAAUUGGAUUAUUGGGUUGCUGCAGCCUGUUAUUGAUAAUCUGAAGAAGCCUGAUUAUGUGGAGAGAGUUGAGAUUAAGCAAUUCUCUUUGGGCGAUGAGCCAUUGUCUGUCAGGAAUGUCGAGCGCAGAACAUCCCGUCGUGUCAACGAUUUGCAGUAUCAAAUAGGCCUCCGAUAUACUGGUGGUGCUCGAAUGCUGCUAAUGCUUUCACUCAAAUUUGGCAUUAUCCCAAUUGUUGUACCUGUUGGUGUUCGAGAUUUUGACAUAGAUGGUGAACUGUGGGUCAAAGUACGGUUAAUACCAACUGAACCUUGGGUAGGAGCUGUUUCAUGGGCUUUUGUGUCCCUUCCAAAGAUCAAAUUUGAACUGUCACCAUUCCGCUUGUUCAAUUUGAUGGCAAUACCUGUUCUCUCAAUGUUUUUGAAGAAGCUUCUUACUGAGGAUUUGCCUCGCCUAUUUGUUCGUCCAAAGAAGAUUGUGUUGGAUUUUCAGAAAGGAAAAGCAGUAGGUCCUGUUGCAAAUGCUUUCAGAUCUGGAGAAAUGCAAGAAGGAAAUAAUGAUUUUGUUGGGGAACUAUCAGUUACUCUUGUAGAUGCUCGGAAACUUUCCUAUGUCUUCUAUGGUAAAACAGAUCCAUAUGUUACUCUGAGCCUGGGGGAUCAAACUAUCCGUAGUAAAAAGAAUAGUCAAACUACUGUCAUUGGACCUCCUGGUGAGCCAAUUUGGAAUCAGGAUUUUCAUAUGCUUGUUGCAAAUCCAAGGAAGCAAAAGUUGCACAUCCAAGUGAAGGACUCCCUUGGAUUUACAGAUUUGACUAUUGGUACUGGAGAGGUUGAUCUAGGAUCUCUGCGAGAUACUGUACCAACAGACAGGAUUGUGGUCCUACAAGGAGGAUGGGGACUGUUCAGAAAGAGGUCUUCUGGUGAAAUAUUACUUCGACUAACAUAUAAAGCAUAUGUGGAGGAUGAAGAUGAUGACAAGACUGUGGUGGAGUCCAUUGAUGCCGAUGCUUCGGAUGAUGAGUUGUCUGAUUCAGAUGAAUCAAAUGCUACUUUGGAUUCACGUGGAAAGGAUUCUUCAGAUGAAUCAGAUAAAGAGUCAUUUAUGGAUGUUCUAGCAGCUUUAAUUGUUAGCGAGGAAUUUCAAGGGAUUGUGGCAUCUGAGACAGGAAGUAACAAACUUCUGAAUGAUGCCCCAGCUGCAGAGUCAGGCAAUCUUAAUCCUGAAACAGCAGUUUCAGAUCCGAACAACAGUUCUGAAGAUUCUGGAGGAUCAGUCAUAAUUUGGCUAGCUGUUUUUACAAGCAUAUUAUUGCUAAUAGCUGUCAAUAUGAGUGGCUCAAAUUUCUUCAAUCCUUGAUAGGACUUGGAAAAAACUUGCAAAGAGUUGGUUUAAUAAUUCGGUCUAUAUCACAGAGGAAAUACCGAUGACUUCUGCAAUUAUGGACCCAUUUUGCUCAGUUACAAGGAGACAACGAUCUAAAUGAGAAUGUCAUAUUCCAAUGCUUGGUGUUUGGUAAUAUAGAGUUGGAUGCGGAUCCCUUAUGUGAGGUUGUGCAGCAAUCCCCUCAUAUGCUGGGGAUGUUUUAUAUUGUUGUAUGUAAAUUCUUGAUUUCAAACUAGAGGAAUAUUCUUUUGGCAGCGGAAAAUUUUGGGGUUUCAUCAAUGGAAGGCUUUACAAGUGAUUUUAGUGUGAUACUAGUCAUUUUUAUUCUAUUUUGUAGGAGCUUUCUUGUGACAUCGUAAUUGUGGAGUACGCAAUGAACUAAAAGUUUGUGGUAAAAAUCAAUUUCAUAUAUAUUUAUUGAAUUCAUUUAUAAAUGAACAUUUUUACAUGUUUGGUGGAAAAAUUGAAGUAUAAAUGUGGGUUUGUAUUGGCACUAGACCAAGCUUUCAGCCUCAAAUGAUUGGUUCCCACCACCUGAAGAUGGGUUUGUCUGGGAAAAGUAAUUUGUCCUUCCCUGGAUGAUUUCUAGAUAAUGUCUCUAAAAUAGACAUAGCUGUUGGAUGAGUGCUCCCAAGAGUUGUGCAACUUGCAAUAGUCUUUCCCUACUCUUUCCUCAGGAGGUGAAAUUGGUUUGUCCAUCUUUGAGUAAGCAAUCAAAAGAGUAUUCCAAUCCAUGGCUAUUUGUUAUGUGGUUAGCCAGAGCCAGGGCAUUUAUACUUGUUGCUACAACUAUUUCGACCAGGUUAACUUCAUAGUCAGAUUCUUAAUCAUUAGCGUCUGAAUGGCUGAAAUUUUCCAAGGGUCUAUUUUGUAACUAGACAGACUUUUGAGCAAGUCCUUCAACUUGCGUCCUUCAAGUUGCUCAAUUGUAAUAUUUAGGCCUCCGAUAUCUUAGUAUGUAUAUGUUUUCAGAAUUGGGUAAAUACUCUGUUCAUCGGUUUUUCUAGCAUAUGAGUAAGUUUUUGUUCCA